AUGUCUUGCAUCAGCCUUGCAACUGCCCCAGUGCGGAACCCAAAACUUGCCGUUCAAAACCACGUCCCUGACACUGCCUCCUCGCCCACCACAGAAAUCAGCCACCACGAAGAUGGACUACUGCGGAGAUUCAGCCAGACUACCCUUGAGAGACAUGCCUCGAAAGCGAAGAAGAGGGGCGGUUCUCUGUUUGGAUUUCUGUCAGUGAAGGAGCCCUCGACGCACGCCUUGGAGCAGUUCGCCGAGUACCAAAGAAAACAAGAGCCAACUGGCGUAAAAAUGCCGGUGACUGCACCAAGAGUGAGCUCGAAGUGGGAUGCACUCCCACUAGAGCAACACAAGGUGGAGGGAUUCACACAACACGGCAGUCACCACGCCUCUACCCCCAACGGCACCAGAAGGCAAGCGCACAACAGCAACAACAACACGGCAACGCCUCGCUCACCCUCAAGCUCAAGUCCUCACGCCCUCCGCGCUCCCAACCCAGCCCUCUCACCAACCGCCACCCAAUCUCACCCCGCGCCCACCAGCAGCGCAACGCCCACCCAGCAGGCCAGCAAAAGCGGCCACCUCCCCCCCACCACCAUCACCAGCAGCACAACCCGUCAAAAAAACGCGCCCCCCUUCCUCCCCGCCGCGCAGAACCUCGCAGCCAUCGCGCCAUGGGCGGAGCCGCCAUCGCCAGACGCGCGCCCCCCUCGCCCCCGCCGCACCACCGCCACCGACGCCGCCCUCCCGCCUGAAGUCUACUUCCCGGAGACGUCGGAGGCGUUUCUCGUCAGCGGGGCGCAGGCGGCGGGGCUGGGGCGCGGCAACGACGGCAGCAGCGCGCUCGCAUCCCCGUCUACUUCUACUGCAGUGGCGCAGAAGCUGCCUCCCGCCUCAGCCACGGCGACGGCGUGCCUGCGCGCUGCUAGUGGCCCGGCAACGCCUACAGGCCCUGGCAGGACUUCUGCGCUCGGGAGGAGCAGCUCGCGCUCCACCACCACCGGCACCGCCAGCACCACCAGCACCACCACUAAGGUCGAGAUGAGCAGCACGCAGCGCCCAGACGAGAAGAAGCGGAAAGGCCGAUUCGGCAAGCUAGCCGGCAAGCGCUGA
Molecule: messenger RNA, 1101 nt
Organism: Aplosporella prunicola CBS 121167
Lineage: Eukaryota; Fungi; Ascomycota; Dothideomycetes; Botryosphaeriales; Aplosporellaceae
Exons: 1
Coding region: 1-1101 (366 amino acids)
Source: RefSeq, a predicted model, not a curated record